GUUGGUGAAAAGUUGUGAGCCGAGCCCGAGCAAGUGCGGGGCGCCGAGUUGCGGAGGUGCUGGAGGCCAGAGACGUCUCACGGGGACCCUGUCCCCACCGUGGACGAGCGUCCCCGCUCGGUGGCCGCGGGGAGCCGAGCCGCGGGCACGUCCCCUCCCUGCCCCGAAGCAGGAACUUGAGCGCCCGGGUCCCGGCGGCUGCAGCGCUUCUCCCGCCCCGCGCGGGGUGACUCUGAGCGGCCGCGUCUGCGCCCGCGCCCCGCAGGCUCCGCAUGGCCUUGAGGUGGACCUGGGCCGGCAAGAGCUGCCUGCUGCUGGCGCUGUGCACGGCGGCCUACCUCCUGCUGGACUUGUCCGUCUCCACCCUGCGGGCCGCCUCGACCCGAGCGCACCCCGGCGGCGGUGCGGAGCGCAGGCUGCGAGCGCCCGCCGAGCCGGGCAGCCGGGCGUGGGACCCGUCGCGGCCGCUCUAUGAGAAACCCCCGGCCGACCCGGGCGCCCUGGGCGAGUGGGGGCGAGCCAGCAAGCUGCAGCUGGGCCCCGAGGAGGAGAAGCAGCAGCAGGCGCUCCUGGAGCGCUAUGCCAUCAACAUCUACCUGAGCGACCGCAUCUCCCUGCACCGCCACAUCGAGGACCGGAGGAUGGCCGAGUGCCGAGUGAAGACGUUCGACUACGCGCGGCUGCCCACCACCUCGGUGAUCAUCGCCUUCUACAACGAGGCCUGGUCCACGCUGCUGCGCACCAUCCACAGCGUCCUGGAGACGUCGCCCGCCGUCUUGCUCAAGGAGGUCAUCCUGGUGGACGACCUGAGCGACCGCAUCUACCUCAAGGACCGGCUGGAGACCUACGUGAGCCGCCUGGAGCGCGUGCGCUUGAUCCGCACCAAGCAGCGUGAGGGGCUGGUGCGGGCCCGCCUGAUCGGAGCCACCUUCGCCACCGGGGACGUGCUGACCUUCCUGGACUGCCACUGCGAGUGCAGCACGGGCUGGCUGGAGCCGCUGCUGCAGCGCAUCGGCGAGGACGAGACGGCCGUGGUGUGCCCGGUGAUCGACACCAUCGACUGGAACACGUUUGAGUACUACAUGCAGACGGGCGAGCCCAUGAUCGGCGGUUUCGACUGGCGCCUGACGUUCCAGUGGCGCUCGGUGCCCCGGCGCGAGCAGCUGCGGCGCCGCUCGAGGACCGAUCCCAUCCGCUCGCCCACCAUGGCGGGGGGCCUGUUCGCCGUCAGCAAGAAGUACUUCCACCACCUGGGCACCUACGACACGGGCAUGGAGGUGUGGGGCGGCGAGAACCUGGAGCUGUCAUUCCGCGUGUGGCAGUGCGGCGGGCAGCUGGAGAUCCACCCCUGCUCGCACGUGGGCCACGUGUUCCCGCGGCGGGCGCCCUACGCGCGCCCCCACUUCCUGCAGAACACGGCGCGCGUCGCCGAGGUGUGGAUGGAUGACUACAAGGAGCAUUUCUACAACCGCAACCCGCCCGCCCGCCGCGAGGCCUACGGCGACAUCUCGCAGCGCCAGGAGCUCCGCCGUGCGCUCCAGUGCCAGAGCUUCGAGUGGUACCUGCGGAACAUCGUCUCCGAGCUGCACGUGCCCGAGGACCGGCCCGGCUGGCACGGGGCCGUGCGGAGCGUUGGCAUCGCCUCCGAGUGUCUCGACUAUAACGCGCCCAGCCAUAACCCCACUGGGGCCAACCUCUCCCUCUUCGGCUGCCACGGUCAGGGAGGCAACCAGUUCUUCGAGUACACGUCCAAGCAAGAGAUCCGCUUUAAUUCCGUGACGGAGCUCUGCGCCGAGGUGCAGGGGGCCCGUACGACGGUGGGGAUGCAGAACUGUCCCCAGGACGGCGCCCCAGUCCCCGAGCCCAUGAUCUGGCACUUCAGGGCCGAUGGCACCGUUUUCCACCCGCGUUCGGGGCUGUGCCUGAGCGCGUUUCGGACACCGCAGGGCCACGCCGACGUGCAGCUGCGGACGUGUGACUCGGGAGAUAGAAACCAGAUGUGGAAGUUUGAGAAAUAAGAAAGGCACAGCCCGUGCUUGGGAUCUGCAGCCCGACACUGGCUGCAAGGAAGGCCACGGCGCCUUCAGAGAGCCUCGGUGCUGAUGCGAUUCCUGGUUGUCGGUGGGAUAAAAUCUCGGUGAAGUCUGGUUGGUCUGGGCUUCGAACUGCCGGCACUGGGUGCACACAACUGCUGUUGCUCACUUCCAAGUGCCUUACAGCUUACUUAGAAAGGUUGAUCCUUUUCCUUUUUAGAAAUUCGACUGUGAAUUGAGAUACGCAAUACAUUUAAGUGCCAGAUUUAAUAUUAUUAAGGAAUGUAAUAGUCCAAACAGCAUGAGGGGUGAUUGGUGGUUGGUGGGUAAGUUUCCUGCACAUGCUUUUUUUUUUUUUCUUUUUCUUUUUUGGGGCUUAUACCUGGCAGUGCUAGGAUGGAAAGGGAUGGUGGUACCCAGCCGUGCUGGGGGACCGUGCUGUGCUUGGGAUCAAAUCCAGGGCUCCAGCUUAUAAAGCCUGUGCUUCCGUCUCCUGAGCUAUCUCCUGGCCCUACAUCUCUUUCUGUGCAGCUGGGGGCUACCAAGCAAUGCCCAGGGUCCAGGGAGGCCACUCCCCCUUGUGGUGGAUGGUUCAGUUCAGGACCCAAGGAUGCCAUGUUUGCUUGGGCCUUCAGUGCCAGAAGCUCCAGAGUCACCCUGGAGGUUUUCAGGGGCCUCAAAGAUUGCACCCAGUGCUGUGGAAGUGGGCCAGGCUGGUAUCAGGUGCAUGCAGAGCUUGUGUACACUCACCCUUCCUGUGUGGUUGGUUUCUUUGCCCCCACUGCACCCAGCCCCCUUUUAAAACAAGAUUCAUCAGUGUGUGGCUUAGCUAAUAUUAUUAUUAUUGUGCACAGAAUUUGAAUUUCUUUGUUCCAGUGCAGGGCAUUUUAGGUUUUGUUAAUUUUUUUUUUUAAUAAUUCUGAUUUUUCUCUAAUCAGUUGGAAAUCCAAAAGAGUUGCUCUUCAGGAAAAAGGCCUAGUUCAGCUCUAUGUCCCUUUGAAGGGGCAUUGGUUGGAAUAUGAGCAUGGAGCUCUUUUUGGCUUAAGUAUAAAGGAGACAUCUCUGAAAAAUAUACCCACAUCUGACUGGGAGGGGUAGACGUUGAUAUUCUAGACUCUGUAAGCUUGCGCUAUUGGACUUAAUCUUUUUUGAUACCUCAGAUUGCUUUGAUUUUGUAGCCUGCCCUCUCUGUGAACUUGUUUGUGUGUGUUGGGCAUUUCCUGAUCGCAUUUCCUUUAGUUGUGUUUGACCUGGAGAGUUUCAUUUGAAGUACCACAGUACCACACUUGCCUUUGCUAAUGCUUAAUCGCUUCGGGUCAACGCAGUGGAGGCCUUGCUGAAGUUAGACCCUCCUGUGGUUACUGGGAGGUGUAAAAUGGAAAAGGGGCCUGGUUUUACAGAGGCUGCAGUGUCAUUCUAGGGAAUUCUUGGUGCUUAGGGUUCUUGUUGAUUAGGACAUCAGGAGUAGAAUCUCAAGAAGAUGGCCUUGGCAGGGCUGAAUGCUGCUUUUCCUGUUGGAUUUUAGCAUUUUGCACUUGAUGGCUUUCAGCAGGUGGGAGAAUGAUUGCCCCCAAAGGCUCAGUUCAGGAUGAGCCAAGUUACUUAAUCUAUGAUUUCUUGGGCCUCCGGGUUCUGUCUGUGAACUGUGGGUGCUGGUUUAGAACCCGAGGCACCAUCAAGCUCCUGAGGUUUUGUAGCUGACUGGGCAGUCUUUAUAUAGCUUUCAUUUACAUGCUCCCACCCUCCGUGAGGUCAUCAUUAACCUGAUUUUAAUUGGAUGAUUUGUUUGUUUUAACUGAAAAUGUUUAUGCUCUUAAAAGAUUUUAAAAAAAUUCUUUCAAGACAAAGAUGAUUACAAUAAAUAAGCACUUGAACAUUAAUUAGAAAGAAUAUGAGCGCACCUGUGUUCAUCGCUGCACUUAGUACAAUAGCCAAUAUAUAGAAACAACCUAAAUGCCCAACUACAGAUGAAUAGAUCGAGAAGUUAUGGUCUCUACACACAAGGGAAGACUUUGCAGCUCUUCUAAGAAAGAACAAAAUCAUGUAAUUUGCAGCAAUGUGGAUGGAACUAGAGGAUAGUAUCUCACUUUUAACAUGAGUAAUUGUUGUGGAAUGGCUCCCAUCUAUUUAUAAAGCUGGAAAAGAGAAAUGGCUUUAAAAAUUAAAGAGGGCCAGACCGAUAGUACACCAAGUAGGGCGCUUGCCUUACAGGCGGGCUGACUGGAUUCAGUCCCUGGAGUAACUUUUAAGUGCUGUUGGGAUGGCGCCCAAACAAAUAAUAAAAAUUAAGUGAGCUGAGUUCAACUCACAGGGUUUAUCUUGGAUUCAUUAGGGAGUCAAAGCCAGUGUUAAUUAGUUCAUUUUCACAUUUGUUGGAUCAAUUCUGUUUAUCUUUAGUCUUUCAGACUCAAAAAGUAAUCUUUGGGGCUAGGAAUACAAAUAUUUCCAAAACUUAAGGUAUUUGAAAAGUAAGCAUAUUUCUAAAGGAUUGGCUGAUUUAAAUCCCAUGCUAUAUUCAAAACUAACAGGUUAAAUUUAGAGUUUAAUCUCAACCAGUUUAGUUUGGUAUAGAUUUAGGAAAAUGCAUGUUUUAUAGAGAAUCAGCCCAUAGUACUCAUACAUAAAGUUGUUCUUAGUGUCUACUUGAAAGUUGGAGGGCUAGGAACUUUAUAAUAUCUGGAUUUAAGGAAAAAAAAUUAGAAUAACCAUUUCAAAAAGUAAAAUUGUUAUAUGUCUUGAAUAUUUUGUUAUGUUUUCUUAUCAGAACAAAAUGUACAAAUAGUUUCUGUAAGUUCUCUAGCAACCUUAGAGUUAACCAAGGAAUUGUCCAGAUUUCAUAUGCGAUGUGCAUGGUUCUCAUGGUACAAUUGGAAAGAGAUUUAUAAUAAUGCCUUGAAUUUAGCAAAAGGGGUUCUUGGCAACAGAUAUUCUCUAAAACCCACCUUUUGCCUUUUCCCAGUCUGCCUUAAAAAUAAAUAGUCACUCAAAUAGAAGGACUAAAAUGGAUAUGUUUAGGAGUUUACUGGAAUUAUUUUAUUCUACUAUUUUAUUGCUCUGGUUGUAGGGAAAAGCUGCAUUUAAUAGUGAAAUACAUAUUUCUUUAUUUCUUUUUUUACACAGAUUGCAGUGUGUGAGAUUUUUUCUUCCUAGAAGAUAUUUAAGUGUGUUUCAUAUCAGCAACUCAAACAGGUGGCUUAUUAUUCACUGUAGCUUAAAUAACAGGAGAUUUUCACAUUUUUAUCCAGAGGCAUUUCCAAUUUAAUUAUAAAACAACAUUGUAGACAUACAAAUAAAUUACAUUUGGAGGGGCUGGAGUGAUAGCACAGCGGGUAGGGCAUUUGCCUUGCACGCAGCCGACCCGGGUUUGAAUCCCAGCAUCCCAUAUGAUCCUCUCUGAGCACUGCCAGGAGUAGUUCCUGAGUGCAGAGCCAGGAGUAACCCCUGUGCAUCGCUAGGUGUGACCCAAAAAGCAAAAAAAAAAAAAAAAAAAUUACAUUUGGAUUCCCCAAUUCUAAUUUAUUGGUAACCAGUGUGCUCUCAUAUUGUCAACUAUUGAGUCUUGACCUUUUGAGUUAAUUUACAUGCCUAAUAGAAAGUAAUACAUGUUGUAGACAAGUGUCAUCUUAAGUGACUGCUAAUGCCAUUAGUCUCCAAUUCUGUGAAUGAUUGGCUGCCUAAAUAGACAUUAAAAAUGACAGGCUAGCCAUCUGCAGUUCUACAACUCCAACUCACAAGCACUUAUUUAUUGUCAAAGAAAGUGUCUACUUAUCCAAUAGUAGGCUUCUGAGUAUUAUCAUAAAACAUAUUGGCAAAGCAAACUUCUCCAGGUUGAAUGCAAGUUGUAUAGUCCUAGGUGUCAGUUUUAAAUAAUAAUUUUUUUGUUUUGACUUGUUUAUUGUUUUGUUGUUUUAAUAAUAUUUUCAAAUAAGCACAAAGAAUGUUGUGUUCAGAAUAACUUUGGGCAGUGAAUUUUUUUUCUUGUAUUGUGAGUGGUUUUCACUCUCUGCUGUUAUUAAUGGUGUUUUCUAUAUUGAUUAAGACUCGAAAUAAAAUUAUUUCUACUUAUUUUUACAAAUGGACUCUGAUGGUUUUUUGAUCUGUGGGGUCACUUCCUGUGUAUACUCAGGGAUGGUAACAGAAGUAAGCUAAGGCUGCAAUA
This is a messenger RNA of Sorex araneus (European shrew), 6192 nucleotides long. It is a transcript of the gene GALNT4, whose product is annotated as polypeptide N-acetylgalactosaminyltransferase 4. Gene Ontology annotation, cellular component: Golgi apparatus. The record is from RefSeq and is a predicted model, not a curated record. Bases 273 to 2018 code for a protein of 581 amino acids. NCBI's taxonomy places the organism in Eukaryota, Metazoa, Chordata, Mammalia, Eulipotyphla, Soricidae. The transcript has a single exon.